CAACAACAACAACAACAACAGCAAGAGGGUUCAUCAAGCUAUCUUAUUUUAGGAUUAUUUUGGACCUCGGUCAUAGCUAUCGGAGCUUGUAUAAUGAGUUCAUUACUCGGUGUGAUUGGUGGACUAAGACAAAAUAAGAGAAUGGUUUAUAUAUUCGGAAUCCAUUAUGGGUUCAUAACGACUUUAAUUUUAUUUUUAUCGAUUCACUUGUGUAUUAUCACGUUAGUAAAACAAGAUUCGAUUGUAGAAGGAUGCAGAAAGAUAAUAAUGGGAACAUCACCAACAAUAAACGUGAUUAAAGUAGAAGUAGAAGAAGAAAACUCCUACUGUAUUCAAGCGAUAAAGCAGUUCUUAUUGAUAAGCGGUAUUAGUUUAUUCAUGAUUAACUUUAUUCAAAUUUACUUUGGUUUUCUUAUUUUUAGAUUUGCAAAAAAGUUAAGAAGGAAGUUUCUUUCUUCAUAAAUAAUCAUGUACUAUGCAUAUUUAUUUUUAUUCAAAUUUGUUUACUUGUAAAUAAUAAAAAAUCGUUAAAGUUAAACUCCG
Molecule: messenger RNA, 543 nt
Organism: Cokeromyces recurvatus
Lineage: Eukaryota; Fungi; Mucoromycota; Mucoromycetes; Mucorales; Mucoraceae
Exons: 3
Coding region: 94-462 (122 amino acids)
Source: RefSeq, a predicted model, not a curated record